AGCCUCGGACCGACCAGAACGGUGUUCUCUUUGUCGGCUCGGACCGGCGGCGUCAGGGGCUAUGGUGAAGAUGAGCCGGCCCCGCCCUGCCAGGACGUCACCUGUUGUAAUGACGUCAUUACCACGCCCCCUCUUUCCCUCCCCUUCCCCAAAAGCCUUGGGCCUUAUCCCUGCCCCCAUCACAGGCAAGCUCCUUCAUCCCUACGUGUGCCAGGGUCCGUGAAGGGUCUUGACCAAAUCCUCAGGCCACUUGAACUAGAGCUGUGUUGAUCAGACUAGCUACUAGAUCCCUUCAGUUCUCACAAUCUGUGGAGUGUUGAGGCCUGGAUCCCUGCUAAAAGACAGGCUUCUAGCCAGUGAGACACUGCCCUAAAGAUUGGGGAUGGCUGUUCCCUUGAACUCCCACGUCCUGGGUCCACAGGAACAAGUCGGACUCCUGAGUUUUAAGGUGAUGGAUGAUAUGCCCGGGGAUGAGGGAUUCAUCCCUGGAGGAGGGGACCUUGACACAGACUAUGAUGCCUUCUGCCAAGGCCUCACUGAUGACCUCGGAGAUCCACACGAAAGGGCAGAACAGUUCUUGACCAUCAUGCUCGGAAAUGUGGAGACCUGGAUGAAGUUACAGCAUCUGGAACCCAGUGAGGAGGUGCUGAUCCUGGAGGACUCGCCAACCCAAUUGUUUGAGAAGAAAGAUCUGCUGUGCCAGGACCCCGCCUUUUACGAGGAGUGGAACCCUGACGAGGAGGUGGAGGAGAUGGCUGCCGAAUUUCUGGCCUCCAUGUCCCAGGAGCCAGUGACGUUCCAGGAUGUGGCUGUGGACUUCACCCAAGAGGAGUGGGGGCAGCUGGACCCUGCGCAGAGGGACCUGUACAGGGAUGUGAUGCUGGAGAACUAUGGGAACCUGGUGUCCCUGGGACUUGUGGUGUCCGAACCUAAUGUCAUCUAUCAUUUGGAACAAAUGAAAGAGCCAUGGAUACUGGAUCUACAGGGAACUGGCAAGACAAAGGUACUAAAAGGCACCUGUCCAGACCACAGCACCCAAACUGAGAGCAAGGCAAAGUCAUCUACUUCAAAGCGAGGCACUUCUGAAGAAGGGUCCCUUCUGGGGCCAAUAAUGGAAAAGCCCACAUGGGAUGAUCUCUUGAACUCCAAGCUAAGAGUAGCCAGUGAGUGUGAAGGCAGGUUGAAGAGAAAAAAGAAAAGGAGAAACCAGGAGAAACUCUAUGAAUGUAGUGAAUGCAGAAAAGCCUUUAAUCACUUCUCUGCUCUUAUUCGACACCAGAGAAUUCACACUGGAGAGAAGCCCUAUGAAUGUGGUGAAUGUGGUAAGACCUUCAGCCAAAGCACAUGCCUUACUGUACAUCAGAGAAUCCACACGGGAGAGAAACCCUACGAAUGUGGUGAAUGUGGGAAGACCUUUAGCGAUAGCUCGACCCUCAUUCGGCAUCGGAUCAUUCAUAAUAUAGAGAAACCAUAUAAGUGUCAUGAAUGUGAGAAAUCCUUUAGUUACUGCUCAGCCCUUAUUCGACACCUUCGGAUUCACACUGGAGAGAAACCCUAUGAAUGUAAUGAAUGUGGGAAAUCCUUCAGCCACAGCACGUGCCUUACCCAGCAUCAGAGAACUCACACAGGAGAGAAGCCGUACGAAUGUAAUGAAUGUGGGAAAGCCUUCAGCCAGAACUCAUCCCUUUAUUACCAUCAGAGGACUCACACUGGAGAGAAACCAUAUAAAUGUAAUGAAUGUGGGAAAGCCUUCAGUUACCAUGCAUCCCUCACUCAACAUAAGCAAACACAUACUGGAGAAAAGCCCUAUGAAUGUAGGGAAUGCGGGAAAACCUUCAGUCGAAGCACGUAUAUUAUUGAACAUCAGAGAAUUCACACUGGAGAGAAACCCUAUGAAUGUACCGAAUGUGGGAAAGCCUUCAGAUAUUGUUCAGCUCUUACUCAACAUCAGAAAAUGCAUACAGAAGAGAAACCCUAUGAAUGCCGAGAAUGUGGGAAAGGCUUUCAUUUCUAUUCAGCUCUUAUUCAGCAUCGGAAAACUCAUACUGGAGAGAAACCCUAUGAAUGUACUGAAUGUGGGAAAGCCUUUAUCCGGAGUACCUGCCUUACCCAACAUCAGAAGGUUCACACUGGAGAAAAUUGCCACGAAAACAGUGAAUCGAGGAAAAUCUUUAGCCAAAGCUCUUCCCUUCCUGAAAAUCAGAGAAUUAAAACUGCAGGGAAAUCCUAUGAAUGCAAAGACUGUGGAAAAAUCUUUAAGUAUUAUUCAAUCCUCUCUCAACAUCAGAAAACUCAUACUGGUGAGAAACCUUAUGAGUGCAGGGAAUGUGGGAAGACCUUUAGCCGGAGCACAUGCCUUACCAAACAUAAUAGAACUCAUACAGGUGAGAAACCCUAUUUAUGCAGCGUAUGUGGGAAAGCCUUUAGUCAAAAUUCAUCCCUUACUGAACACCAGAGAAUUCACACUGGAGAGAAGCCCUAUGAAUGCAGUAAAUGUGGCAAAGCCUUCAGCCGGAGCACAUUCCUUACUCGUCAUCAGCAAACUCAUACCGGAGAGAAGCCCUAUGACUGCAGUGAAUGUGGGAAAUCUUUCAGCCAGAGAUCAUCCCUUUAUUACCAUCAGAGAACUCACACUGGAGAAAAACCAUAUGAGUGCUUUGAAUGUGGGAAAUCCUUCAGCAGGAGCACAUUCCUUACUCAACAUCAGAGAAUUCAUACUGGAGAAAAACCCUAUGCGUGCACUGAAUGUGGGAAUACCUUCAGUAGGCGUGCAGCCCUCAACAAGCAUCAGAAACUUCACACUGAAAAGUAAUUCUAGGGUGUCUUGUCACCUCUGCAUGGCCCUGGAUUAAGAGUGUGACUGAAGCUGCUGCUGCUGCGUUUCCUACAAUGAAGUCCCUUUAUGAGGCCCCCAGAGAGUCGGGUCCCUCCUAAGGAGACAUAUCCAUCCCCCAGACAAACUCCCAGCUGGAGAAACAUUGGUUGACAGCUGACCCCCAAAGACCUGGCUCUGGCUGCCUACCCCUCUCACUCCCAAGCCACCCCUCACAAGCUCCUAAGAGUAAAAAUAUGGGUGGAUGCCUUUGGGGGGGGGGUCAGGGUUGUCUUAGGAGGAGGCAAAUGACUCUAAAACCUCUAGCUGAGGAAUCUCCCUGGAGCCCAGAGCAGAGCACUUCCUGACUUUCCAGCCCAGGAAGGUGGAGACCUGGGCAAAGUCCCAGAAUCCAGAACCCAUUGAGGAGGUGGUUUGACUCAAAAACUUGACCAGAGGUGAGAUGCAUAAAUGGGUGUGGGGAGAACAUGUUCAGGGCAUGAAAGAGGUAAACACCUGAUGUUGGCAGGGAAGGGACCUUGGACAGAGUCCUGGAGAUGGUCGCUCUGACUCCAGGCAGU
Dromiciops gliroides (monito del monte) is the source of this 3393-nucleotide messenger RNA. RefSeq names its product zinc finger protein 420-like. Gene Ontology annotation, biological process: regulation of DNA-templated transcription. The coding region runs from base 383 to 2812 and encodes 809 amino acids. The transcript is spliced from 8 exons. The record is from RefSeq and is a predicted model, not a curated record. Lineage: Eukaryota; Metazoa; Chordata; Mammalia; Microbiotheria; Microbiotheriidae.